This is a messenger RNA of Gymnodraco acuticeps, 798 nucleotides long. RefSeq names its product methyltransferase like 21A (gene mettl21a). The record is from RefSeq and is a predicted model, not a curated record. The coding region runs from base 65 to 724 and encodes 219 amino acids. Gene Ontology annotation, biological process: peptidyl-lysine methylation. Gene Ontology annotation, molecular function: protein-lysine N-methyltransferase activity. NCBI's taxonomy places the organism in Eukaryota, Metazoa, Chordata, Actinopteri, Perciformes, Bathydraconidae. The transcript has 3 exons. Gene Ontology annotation, cellular component: cytosol; cytoplasm.
UAGUGCGCAUGCGUGAAGUCGGUAAAAUACACCAUUGUUUUGUUUCUACCCCUUUUAUAAAAGCAUGGCUCUGGUUCCGUACGUAGAAAAUCCGUUACCUGCGCUUUCUAAACUCCAUAAUUCAUCAGCACAGUUUCGCUUUGCUAACCAUGACCUCCAUCUUACCCAGGACUGGAAGAAACUCGGGGUAGCAGCGGUUGUUUGGGAUGCGGCUGUUGUUAUGUGCAUUUAUCUGGAGAUGGGGAAGGUGGAGUUGAAGGGGAAGGAGGUCAUUGAACUCGGAGCUGGCACUGGAUUGGUGGGCAUUGUUGCAGCACUGCUUGGUGCAAAAAUAGUGACCAUCACUGACAGAGAGCAGGCCAUGGACUUCCUGUCUGCAAAUGUGAAGGCAAACCUACCCCAAGACACCCAGGGAUCAGUGGCUGUGUCUGAGCUGACUUGGGGAGAGGGCCUUGAACGUUACACAGCAGGGGGGUAUGAUGUGGUGCUGGGAGCAGACAUCGUGUACCUGGAGGACACCUUUGUGCCGCUGCUGCAGACUCUGGAGCACCUGUGUUCGGACACUUCUGUGGUUCUACUGGCCUGCAAGAUCCGCUACAAGCGAGACACAGACUUUCUGAGCAUGCUGAAGCAGCGUUUCACAGUAGAAGAAGUCUACUACGACAAACAGAGGGACAUCCAUGUGUAUAAAUCUUGGAAAGUGCCACCUCGGAGGGAUUUGUGACAUGAGUUUUCACUCAUUCAUUUGUAAUAAUUUGCUGUUUUUGCAUAAUAAUCCAAUAAAAUAUUCAAAUAUUA